Lineus longissimus is the source of this 7035-nucleotide messenger RNA. RefSeq lists its product as uncharacterized. Bases 125 to 5485 code for a protein of 1786 amino acids. The transcript is spliced from 7 exons. Lineage: Eukaryota; Metazoa; Nemertea; Pilidiophora; Heteronemertea; Lineidae. Gene Ontology annotation, cellular component: nucleus. Gene Ontology annotation, biological process: homologous chromosome pairing at meiosis; regulation of double-strand break repair via homologous recombination; male meiotic nuclear division. The record is from RefSeq and is a predicted model, not a curated record.
GUUGCCACUUCUGAUUGGUUAAACGUUUUUAGAAGUGGUUCUGCGUAGAGCAUGGAGGGGGUCAAAGUCUUGGGUCUGAGUGAAAGGUUUACUGUACUACUUUGAUUGAUGACCGCAACUAAAGAUGUCUCAACGCAGUGUGCGGCAGGAUAGGAUGAGACAGUCAAAGGACUUAGACUCCAAUGUCAUCCGGGAGUUGUCACCAGGUUCCAUGGAAGAGAUUGAGAUUCUCGAGGCUUUCUACAAAACAUUCUUAGAUAUUGAAAAGCAGAGGCCAAUCCAUGACAUUUCGAUUUCAGCAGUGAAAAAUCCUGAGCUUGAGCGACAAUUCAUUAAGAAGAGAAAUGAAAUGUAUUUAAAGGGGUGCACUGAUGAUGAGUUAAAAGAACAAUUUGUCUUCAACCUAACCAAAGUACAUGUUGCAAAACAGAUAGCAAGAUAUGGUCUAUUUUGUAAGAGGAAGGCAAGGAAUUCAAUUGGAGAUGGUGCGUAUGGUGUCAUCCUGUCGAUGCACGCUGACGUUGCUUUGGAGUGGGGGGCUUGUUAUGGCUAUAAGCCACCUCUUGCUGUCGUCGUUUACAAGGUUAUACAUGGUCGUGUGAGGACUGUGCAGGAACAGGUCAACCCAAAUGCUAGGCCGCUUCCUCCCACCUCGGAUUACACCAGUCAUAUGGCGAAGAUAAAACCUACACCAAGUAUGGUUUUGACGAACAGAGUCGACAGAUCAUAUGUUUAUAUUUAUGAUUAUGAUACCUUCAACAAUUUAAAGGUGAGACCUCGACAGGUUCUGCCGUAUGCUAUCAUCAACAUCAAAACCGACCUGUUGAAAUUCUUUGGGCUUCAAGUUCAGUCCUCAAUUCCAAAAGUCUUAGUGUCUAGGAGUGAUAGCCAGAGAGAUUGGUCCCCUAAUCAACGCAUCAAUAAUAGGGACAGGUCACCAAUACCAAGACCCGGAAAAGAUCAGAGAGACUGGUCACCAGGCCCACGAACAGUAACUGUAGAACCCCGACUGGAUAGAAGAGUGGUUGAUUUGUCGGCCUGGCAGAAGGGGUCAGCACAAGAGAACAGAGGGCACCGCUCCCAGUCCAGAUCAUCGAGUUCAAGAUGGGGUGAAGAUCGUUCAAAAACAUCGCUUGAAAGAAUUUCAUCCAGUAGAUGCAGAGACGGAUCUUCCAGUAGGUCAAGGGACCACUCACCAACUCAGCAUGGAAGGGGCGGGUCUGAGGAGUCUGUCAGAAGGAAGAAAAAUUAUGAGAGCGGGGAAUGUACAGAUACUGAUGGUGUACCAGAACAAGAUGACGUCAUGCAAAGAAUUGUAAAAGAUGAUGGCAAAAUUAUUCUCAAGGUGGCUUGUAGUCAUGAUGCAAGUACAAGUAGGCUGGAGAGAAGAGAGCAAAGCAGAUCUCGACCGAGGCAUAGAUCAAGGGAUAGAUCUAAACAUCAUUCUAACACAAGGAAAAGAAGCUAUUCAAGGCAUUCGCGAAGGUCAAGGUCAAAGGAGAAGAAUAGGGAAAAAAGUUGGACAAGGUCACGUGACAAAAUAGCUGCAGAAGAUAUCGAUCAAAAUAAUAAUCAGUUUAGGUUUGAAGAGGAAGAAAUCCUAAAUAGGGAAUUGUGUGACAUUGAUGUUGAACGUAGUGUUUCCACAACACCAACUGCAGGUUUGGAAUUUGAAGGUUCGAGUAGCAGAAAUAACUCGGGGAGGAAAUUGGCCUCAGGUAGUGCGCAUAAGGCAGGAGAUUUCCGCGAUUUGAGAGAAAUGUUGUCUGGCCCACCCCAAGGCGUACCAGACCUCCGGGAGAAAUUGACAAUUUCUGACUUGAGACACAGGUUAUCAUCCGUCCCUGUGCCUGAUUUGCGAGACAAGAUAUGUACUGCACCUCUGCCUGAUUUGAGGGAGACAUUAGUUGGGAACACCCUCCCAGAUUUGAGAGAGUCGUUGGCUAUCAAAAGGAAAUUCCAGCCAGGGGAUAGGAGGUUUGUUGGUACAUGUGUCUCACCUCGAGAGGUACAGGACCCUAGGGACCCUGUGAUGUAUGAAGACAUCGAGACAUUCACGGCUGCAGUGCAGCAAAAGGAAGAACCACAAAUCUGGAAACAAAAGAUCCAAACGGAACUAAAAUUGGAAGGUGAUGUCAAGAAGGAAUCACAAAUAGAUUACUCCUUCCACGAUAAGAGUGUUACUUCCCAGUAUGAUAGUGAAGUUGCACUUUCUGAUCUGCCUGAAAUUUCUGAUGUGGAGGUGAAAUUUGAGGAUGAAGGGCUAACAACUGUUAAUGACACUGAUGAUGAGUCUGUGGAUGACACUGAUGAUGGGUUUAGAACUGUGGAUGAUACUGAUGCAAGUGAUAAAUUGGUCAUCAAUGAAUCACCAUUUCAGAGUUCCACCGAGAGGACAUCCGAAUGGAACACAGCAAGGGUGGCCGAAUCACCACUACCAAUUAUACAUAUGAACAAUGGAGCACUGACGCCAUCUAAAAAAGGUGUGAUAGUUUGUUCUCCAUGUCCAAUUACUGAACAGAAAGUUUUUGCUCCGUCCGAGGAAAAUUGGGCAAGCAAUUCUCCUCUGCCACAGAAAUUAGAGGACACCUUCUCUACACCGAAGAGGUUCAUGGUUACCGAUUUUAUGUCGCCUCGGAGUCCAGGAACACCAGAUACAUGUAUACCUGAGUUCAGGUCACUUUCAUCUCGGUUUGGUUCCUUGAAGUCGUGCAGCAAGGAUAGCGGUUCUGAUCAGGAAAAGAUUACAAAAGCGAGCCUGCUGGAUUCCCCUUCGGCAAUGAACCUUGACAGCAGUUUUUCUGUUGUUGAGAAUCUCCGGAAAAUACGUGUCUCUGUUGAGGAGAGUCUAAGUAGGUCCCAUCCACCAUUAGUUGGACUUGAUAGGGUGGAUGGAGAGAUUAAAUUGGCUACAGUUCAGCCUAUGGAAACUUCCUCCGAGACUCAGAUUGGUAAAAUCAGGAAACGAAAAUUAGAUGAGAAAAUCAGCGUAGUUUAUAAUUCGAAUGACACUUUAGACAAGGGUGUUGAUGCUCCUAAAAUCAGAAAAUUAGAUGUUGGAGUCUCAGGUUGUCGUGUGGAGGACAAUCCUGGUGUUGAUGGGAAACUGAGAAUUGAGAAAAUCAGUGUGGACUGCAAUGGUAAUGAUAUUUCAGGUGUAAACUCCUCUGAAGUGAAACCGUUCGACGUGGAAGGUUUAACUACUGUUAUGAAUGACAAUCCAGAAUGUUCCAGUUCAAGUUCAAGUAGUGCUACAAGCGAUCCUUCUAGCGUGACAACAGAAUUCAUAAUUGAAGCGCUCCUCGAACAAAAGAAACUUGCAGAGACAGACCAGGACAGGGAAGCUGUUGAAAAUGCAGUAAAUAUCCUCAUGCAGAACUUGAAUGCGGUGGAGCAUGCUAUAAAAGCUGAGCUAGUCAGCAAAAUGGGUGGAGGUGCACUUGGAAUGGAAGAGCAAAAUUGGACCAUCUCUAAAGCAAGGCCAGAGAGUCUGCUCAGGAAUGAUGCCUUCACCUCGGUCACAUCUCUUGAAAGAGAUAAUACUGGGAGUGAUUUAUCUCAACUUGGUGAGGACUUUGAUGUUAACCUUGACGAAUUUGAGGAGUUGGAUGAUACUUUUUGUCAGGAUGACUCGCCGUCACCUACAGCAAACCAUGAUGAAGAAUCGGUUUGUGAAAUUGGGCGCUUGCAUGUCUCUCCCUCUGGCUCAUCAUUGGUAACAUCGGCUGCCAAUGUGUUGGUUGAACUGAGCAAUGAUUCAGCUCCCUCUGUUGACAUCAUUCCCACUAUUGGUGUAGAAAUACAAAAACAUGUGGACUUCAUUUGUGAAAGUAAAUCUCCCGAGAACUCGCAGAGAGUUUCUCAAACUGACUAUUGGGAUUUAGAAAAGACAAAGAGAUUCUCUUCUGUUGAAACUCUGUCUGUUCCUGCUUCCAUUUGUGAAGAUGAAAAAGAAAACUGCUGGGAUAAGACUAAUAUGAAUCUUGAGGACAUGGAUAUGGACAGUGGUUCUGAUGAUGAUACUGGUAUUGAAUUCCCACCUCCCAUGUCUUACAGUACCUCCACAGCCAGUAGGAAUCUACCUCCCAACUAUGUGGAACAUGACGAAAUGUACUCGCCAAUGCAGAGAUUGGAAGGUAUAUACUCCAGCAACAAUUAUAAAGCGAGCGGUUGGCAAAGCAAUAACGAUAGUACGGGGAGAGGAUUUGCCCCACCACGACACGCAUCAAGGUAUGAUCAAACCAAUAAUGUACCCCGAAAAACAGUUCCACCAUUUAAAAGAAAUUAUGGAUUUGUGCAUACGGAAGGUAGUGCACCUCUAGCCAAUUUAAGGAAUUCGGACAAAGGUAGCAAAGUUGAGAGGGAAGAAGGACCAGGAUCUUUAUUUAGUAAGGGAAUGAGAUACGAGGAUGCGAUUAUAGACACCCAGUCUGUGCCCAGGAACCGCAGAGAAUCUGGCGAUCAAAAUGUCAGUUUGACUGCAGCAGGAACAGUUUACUCUGAUAACAAUACAUUACAAAAUAGGGAUAGAGCCACUGCUGGUCAAAACACCUAUCUCCAGCAAUCCUGUUUGAUGCAGGUACAGAACAGAACCCAAUACAUUCCUUCAAAUAGCCAUCCAAGUGCUUCAGCUCCUGCAAGCAUGAUUAACCUCUUCUCCCAUGCUCCCAGCGGUCAAGGCGCCAAGCAGGCCCAGCACAUGCAGAAUUCGCAACCGUACUUCUAUAAUGAACAUGGAUCACAUGUUCCAACUUUGCAUGGUUGUAAUGCAAUACUCAAUGCUGCUUUAGAUGCGACGAACAGGCCUGUUACUGCAACACUGGCUUCUGUUGAUCCAGCUACAAGUGAUGGGGCAGAGUUCAGCCCUGACCAACCUAGUCCACCUCCUCCUCCAAAGCAGGCAGUUAAGGAAGAAGAAAGUUCUGAUGAACUGAUAAUGAAUAUCAACACCAGUGGCUCAUUCUUGAAUUUGCAUUUACCUCUGAAGUCCCCCGAGAAAACAUGGCCUGCCUUGAAGAGGGUAACUGUGGGUUCAAAUUAUCCAAGCACAGUAGCUCCUGCUCGACCGACAUUCUAUGAUUACGGGGGUGUGAAGAUGCAAAUAAGAUAUGCAGAAGAGGUGACUGCAAAUGUUAAAACUCAUCCCGGUCUUGGUGUUGUAACACAGACCUUGACGACAGGACAAACCGUUCACGAUACAAAGAAGUAUUUCGAGGAACGAAGGCGGGAUAGAGAAGUUGGUUCAAAAAGUAGCCUUUUCCAUGGGAGGACCCUUCUCAAAGGACAGGUGAGUGCAAGAAAGAUCCCAUUGGAGCCACUGUAUCUCCAGCAUCCAUACAAGAAGAGUGGGAAACUUGAGCUGAUACCGACGGACCCUCGACCUGCCUACUAUUCUAUGCUGAGACGAGAGAAGACCAAGGGACUAACCACAGAGCAUCAAGGGACUGAAGCCGCAGGAAUAGUCUCCCUGUUUGUACGACACUAGAUUUACACUUGUUACAGUUUUGUCACUUUACCCUGCAUUUAUAAAUACAUGUACAUUAAUACUUCAGUGCUCUUCAUUAUUUGUGCAUUUUGAUAAAUCUUAUUGUGUUCCAAUUUAAUAGGGGCAUUUAUGGGUGUAGUAAGAAGUCAUCCUAAAGUGCAAUGAUUAUUUUUCUUUAACUGUGUAUUCUGCCAGCUGCAAUAUAGUAUAGUUUCAAAAUGGCAAAGAUUGUGUAUAGGGGUGGCACUGGAUUGCAUCAGAAAAUGUACACAAUUAUUGACAAGUUUUUGUUGUGAUCCAAGUUGGUUGCAUGCUGCCAAAUUUUUGUGACCAAAUAAGGAUUUCAACUAUAAAAAAAACAUACAUGCCAAACAAAAUUGCCCUUGCCACCUGCUGUUUAUAGGCUUGGUUGCAUUUUGCGUAUUUAGAGAAAUAGUAUAGUAUUGUAUCAAUCUGACAAAUUUGCCAGCAGCUUAUUUAGUUUAGUUUUAUUUUGAAUAUCGAUAUACGAAAUUUGUUUGAAAUUACCUGAUUGAUUAAAUCAUCGAUCUGAAGGCAAUCAGGACAGUUGCUGUUAAAAAUCAUGUUUCAAGUUUUGUUGAUUUUAUAAAUAUAUAAGUAACAUCAAGAAUGUAUAAUGGCGGUCUUUAUUCAUACUUGGUAAAGGUAUAGAGUUCUAUAUUGAUUAGUAAUAAUAUCCUGUAAAGACAUGUCUCCACCUUAUCAAAGGUGACUUGAUACCCACCUAGGCCAAAAUUCUUUAAAAUAUUGUUACCAAAAUAGCAUUUCUGUCUCCCAAAUGAUUCUUGCCAAUGUUAAAAAGUUCUGCCAUUUAAUCAGUGACUGCCAUUUGUUGUACCAUUAUGUAGCCUACUGCCAAAUUCACUCAUUAUAAUUCACCUCGCCUCGCCAUGCCAUUCAUUCAUCAAAUUGUUGUGUAGCAUUUCUAGACAAUUCUAGUCUUCUAUUGAGAAAGUGAUACGUCCAAAUUACUGCCAUAUUGUCCUGUGAGUGCCACUAUCAUUCUGUCUCCCAGCUGGGACUUCAAACCAACUCAUUCUUUGCCAGUACAAUAAGGAGCAGUGUCAAAGCCUUGGGUGUCGAGAUGUGUUGCCUACUGCCAAAUUCAAUUCCUGCAUGGUCUUGAUAAUACUUUGUAGAGGAAGCAAUAAAGUAAAAAGUUCUACAAUAGUUUUCUGAGAAAUAGUGUACUGCCACAACAAUGGUCAUGUCUUCAGCAUCACCUCUGCCAAAUCCAGUUGAAUAUGUAAUCUGUGUAUAAGAUAGCACUUUAAAGAAAGAUGUAACAACUUGCAGCAUAUCCCUUCCCGUGACAGCCGGGAGAAACUUUUUUAAUGUAGAUUUUCGAAUGUAAGCUUCUUUUUCCUUUAUGAUGCAAGAUGACUGAUUUCAAGUUUACUUCUUUUGAAACAAUGUCAAGUUGCCAUUUCUUUCUGAGGGCUGAGAAAGGGAUGCAAAGCAUAACAUGUGCAUGUCGUAUCGCAUCAGAAAAUCUGAUUUUUUUUGUAAAGUGUACAGAAUAAAUUUUU